Guillardia theta CCMP2712 is the source of this 1839-nucleotide messenger RNA. RefSeq lists its product as hypothetical. The coding region runs from base 1 to 1839 and encodes 612 amino acids. The record is from RefSeq and is a predicted model, not a curated record. Gene Ontology annotation, molecular function: calmodulin binding; small conductance calcium-activated potassium channel activity. Gene Ontology annotation, biological process: potassium ion transport. NCBI's taxonomy places the organism in Eukaryota, Cryptophyceae, Pyrenomonadales, Geminigeraceae. The transcript is spliced from 7 exons. Gene Ontology annotation, cellular component: plasma membrane.
AUGAAGAAACGCAAGCCCGACAGCGACAGCGAACACACAGAAACGACCGAUGAGGACGAGGACAAUGACGUUUUCCUGCACAGGAUCCCAAAGAGGAACAAUGAGCUGCUGCCUAAUGCUGUUGCCAUCCGUCCGUCUUUUCGCAUGCGAAGCAAGAUUCGCGAGAGCAUCCGCCAGAGCAAGAUCCGCCCGGCAAAGUUUGAAGUUCAGGAAGCUGUUGCGAAACUCAUGAUGAAGAACAGCCAAGAGCAGAGGCAGAUCCGAAGGAUCUCCAAGAUGAUGAACACGCGUCAGAGUGUUGUAGCGAUUCUCGCCAUCGCCUCCAUCAUCCUCGGAGUGAUAGUGAAUGAGCUGUGUGUGGCAGGGGAGUAUAUCGACCACCCCCUCACGCCGGAGGAGCAGGCAGCGUUGAAGGAUCCUAACAGGCCACCACGGAAGUGCGAGUACUCCAUCGCGGAAUUCGUUAAGCUGCUGCAGAGCUUCGUGACGGCCGUCAUCCUUGGGUUGAUCAUCGUGCAGUUCCGACUUCACGGACAGCUCCAAACCUCGCAGGAGCGGCUGGUGACUAAGUCUCCCUUUGAAGGAGAAAACCAAGACCCUGCCUCUGCCCGGACCAAGAUCACCAGCAGCUGGAAGGAAAAGCUGCGACUCUACAUGGAGCUUGUCAUCAACUCCAUUCACACGGUCCCCUUCGUGUAUCACGACUUCCCACUGCAGAUGUCGGGCAACACCUUCUACUACCGGCUAGAGUCCAUCUUGUGUGCCGUCAUGCUGAUCAGGCUGUAUCAUGUUUGGCGUUGGGUGCACAUGAAGGUCCAGUUCCGCUACUUUAACCCAGAGGAGUCCUACCUGCUCCGAGACCACGCCACCGUCAAGAUGUUUCAGAGCACCAACAUAUCCUUCCGCCUCCUCUCCAUCAAAGUUGCGAUCAAGCGGCAUCCUGUUGAAAUCAUCUCAGCCCUCACUCUCUCCAUCGUCGUCACCAUCACAUACUUUGUCCGCAUCGCUGAGGGCCCGGCAUAUCAGCCUCACAGCACAUACAUCUGGGACCAGAUGUGGAUCGUUUACGUCACUCUGACGACUGUCGGUUACGGCAAUGCUGUUCCUGUCACCCACUUCGGCCGUUUCGCUGCAUGCAUUGCGAUGGCUGUCGGCCCCAUCAUCGUUGCCUUCAUUACGGCGAGUAUCACACAGACGCUGCAGAUGAACGAGGACGAGGCGUUCAUCAUGCAGAAGAUGGACCACAAUCACCUGCGGUUCAAGGUGCUCAACACAGCGUCGAGGAUCAUCCAGCUAUGGUGGAGAAGGAAGGCGAGUGUGGCCCGAACGAGGUCCUCGUCUGUGAGGAUGAGCAUCUUCAAGAAGCUGCCGCGGCGAGCCUCAGAGUAUGACAUAGACGUGAAGGGAUCUAUAGCCUUCGAGGCGAGGAAGGAGGACCUCUACAGGCAGCUCUACUUCGCUAUCGAGGAGUUGAGGCGCUUUACCAAGGCAAGCAUACCGCUCUCCGUGCAGUAUGAAGAGAUAAAUGGCGACAAGAACGCCGUUCGGCCCAGCAGGAUGCUCCCCACCACCCCAACUGCCCCGCAAGCUUCUCCUGGAGACAAAAGUUCCGACCUGCGGCCAUCGAUCUCCAAGCUGAGACUCCCCAAGAGAGAAGACGUGGGAAGGAAUCACUUUGACAAGCUGGAGAGCCCACAAGGGGGCCGUGGCGAAGGAGCGGAUGGGGCCUACCUGGAGAGGCUCCAGAACAAUGUGGAGCAGAUCAAGCGCGUGCUCGACUCUGUCGAAGGGCGUCUGACGACCUUGGAGAAGAACCAACUCAGGUCGGUGAGAGGUUGA